UAUCCACAGGCAUGUUUGCCCGUCUUCACAGGCGCUUUGGGAGAGUUGAUGUUGAUGGAGAAGAGUCUAGAGUGAAGCAAACGAAACCUAAAAGUAAUGAUGGACACAGGACGUGGUCAUGUGGAAUGUGGAAGGCCUGCAGACAGGCGUCAUCCCCUGAAACUGUCCUAAACAAGAUGCAGGCCAAUGAGGAAGAGGAGAGGCUGGUUAGAGAGCUCGAGCUAACUACCAAGGAGAGAAAUGAGCUGACAGAUCGCCUCCUUUAUGUGACAGGUGGAUCCGUGAACAAGAGCCCCUACUUCAGGCCAAAUCCAUUUUAUGAAAAAUUGAAGAUAAUGGAGAAAGAGGUCAUGUCAUUACUGCACAACUUAGACACAAACAACAUUGAACAUCGUGAGAAAUUUCAGUAGCUCAAGAAGGAGAU
This is a messenger RNA of Rattus norvegicus (Norway rat), 424 nucleotides long. Lineage: Eukaryota; Metazoa; Chordata; Mammalia; Rodentia; Muridae. The record is from RefSeq and is a predicted model, not a curated record.